AUGAACGUGUCGAGUUUACCGAACUUUGCGCUUUACCACCAGACGGCGUCGCAGAGCGAGCAUCCGUUACGACAGAACAGUUCUGAGCAAACUGUGCAGAUGAAAAUAGGUUACGCUGCGCAGAACAGCAGUGCGCAGCAGCAGCAGCAGCAGUACCUCAGUACGACGCACGACGAGUCGAUAGCCAUGGAGGCGAGAAGACGACUGAAUUUCAAAAAAUCGUUCCUGGACGACCCUACUUUCUACCCAGAGAUCUCUUCGAACCAGCCGGGCCCGUACAGGAAUAACAAACCGUACAUUGGGAACGUGUACAACCAGAUCACCUCGCUGAGUAACAUGAUGAUGAGCAGGCAGCAGCAGGCGCAAGCGCAGUCGCAGUCGCAAUCGCAGCCGCAGGGAUCGAUGAACUCGCCAUCGAAGUCGCCGCCGUUCGUCCCCAUGCCCGGCGGAGAGAAGGCACUCAAGAACCAGCAUUUCCAAUUCAGACAGGCGCAGUCGCAAUUCCAGCUACCGGCUAAGAAAAUGGGCAACGUCUCAAAUCACCGCUCGCAGCAGGGCGAUCCGUACCUCAUGAACUAG
Messenger RNA from Huiozyma naganishii CBS 8797, 579 nucleotides. RefSeq lists its product as uncharacterized. The coding region runs from base 1 to 579 and encodes 192 amino acids. The record is from RefSeq and is a predicted model, not a curated record. Lineage: Eukaryota; Fungi; Ascomycota; Saccharomycetes; Saccharomycetales; Saccharomycetaceae. The transcript has a single exon.